Talpa occidentalis (Iberian mole) is the source of this 1613-nucleotide messenger RNA. RefSeq names its product sorting nexin 32 (gene SNX32). NCBI's taxonomy places the organism in Eukaryota, Metazoa, Chordata, Mammalia, Eulipotyphla, Talpidae. The record is from RefSeq and is a predicted model, not a curated record. Gene Ontology annotation, molecular function: phosphatidylinositol binding. Gene Ontology annotation, cellular component: endosome. The transcript is spliced from 13 exons. Bases 67 to 1278 code for a protein of 403 amino acids.
GGCUGCGGGAGCGCGCCGCGGGGGCAGCCGCCGAACCCCGGGGCGCUGCGGCCGCAAAGGGCAGUGAUGGAGCAGCCACCGGAGGCAGGGAAGGACAGCAAGCCCUCCUCCCUGUCGGUGGACCUGCAGGCAGACAGCUCCUUACAGGUGGAGAUCUCUGAUGCUGUGAGCGAGCGGGAUAAGGUGAAGUUCACUGUGCAAACCAAGAGCUGCCUGCCCCACUUCGCCCAGACCGAGUUCUCAGUGGUGCGGCAGCAUGAGGAGUUCAUCUGGCUGCACGACGCCUAUGUGGAGAACGAGGACUACGCGGGCCUCAUCAUCCCCCCAGCACCUCCCAGGCCGGACUUUGAGGCUUCAAGAGAAAAGCUGCAGAAGCUGGGCGAGGGGGACAGCUCCAUCACACGGGAAGAGUUUGCCAAAAUGAAGCAGGAGCUGGAAGCGGAGUACCUCGCCAUCUUCAAGAAGACAGUCGCCAUGCACGAGGUCUUCCUGCAACGCCUGGCAGCCCACCCCACCUUGCAUCGGGACCACAACUUCUUUGUCUUUUUGGAAUAUGGCCAAGAUCUGAGCGUACGAGGAAAGAACAGGAAGGAGCUCCUUGGGGGGUUUCUGAGGAACAUUGUGAAGUCUGCAGAUGAAGCGCUCAUCACUGGCAUGUCAGGGCUCAAGGAGGUGGAUGACUUCUUUGAGCACGAGCGGACCUUUCUGCUGGAGUACCACACCCGCAUCCGGGACGCCUGCCUGCGGGCCGACCGUGUCAUGCACUCCCACAAGUGCCUGGCAGAUGACUAUAUCCCUAUCUCAGCUGCACUGAGCAGCCUGGGAACACAGGAAGUCAACCAGCUCAAGAUGAGCUUCCUCAAAUUGGCGGAGCUCUUUGAACGGUUAAGGAAGCUGGAGGGUCGAGUGGCCUCUGAUGAGGACCUGAAGCUGUCAGACAUGCUGAGAUACUACAUGCGCGACUCACAGGCAGCCAAGGACUUGCUUUACCGGAGGCUUCGGGCGCUGGCCGACUAUGAGAACGCCAACAAGGCCUUGGACAAGGCUCGAGCCAGGAACCGGGAGGUACGCACUGCCGAGAGCCAGCAGCAGCUGUGCUGUCAGCGCUUCGAACGCCUCUCCGACUCAGCCAAACAGGAGCUCAUGGACUUCAAGUCCCGCCGCGUCUCCUCUUUCCGCAAGAACCUCAUUGAGUUGGCAGAGCUGGAGCUCAAACACGCCAAGGCCAGCACCCUGCUUCUCCGGAACACUCUCAUCGCCCUCAAGGGGGAGCCUUAGAGCAGCGAAGACCUUUAGUAACCAGGGUUUCCCAGAUCUCCCACCCCAAGAUACCUUCCCCACCACUAGACAUGCCCAAUGACUUCCAAAUGGCAAGCCCCGCCCCCAAAGGUGCCAGGCCCUGCCAGAAGACAGGGCAGCAUGGGCACCAUACUUGGCCACAGGUAAGCAGAGCCACAACCUGGGGCAAGCCCAGGGACCCUGCCCUUCCUCCCCGGUGCGCUGAGGGACAGCCUCUACUCACUUCCUGGCACCAGACUUCAUUGGUCCCUGGCCUGUUCUUCAAAAAUAAAGAGCUUGGUUUUAUAGCCAGAAGGCCUACCUGUCCUCCCUUG